AGUGUGUGUGUAUCUAUGCCCUGUGUGGUGUUGUGUGUAAUGCGGUCGGGGCUGAGCGGCUAAUUGACAGUAGCUUAGCAAAGCGUCAGUGUGCUAACUAACUGAGAGCGGAGGGAUAAACUCGCAGUACCGGGGCUGGGAUGCCUGUCAGCGGGAGGAGCUGAGCGGUGUUUAUCGGGGGAAGGGCCGGAGCAGAGUGGCGGGGAUGUUGCUUUGCCAUGGGAAACGUUUUCGCCAGAAAGGGACGCCCGAGUCGAGUCACCGAGCAGGACAGGGCCGUUCUGCAACUGAAACAGCAGCGAGAUAAGCUGAAGCAGUACCAGAAGAAACUCACGCUGCAGCUUGAGAAAGAGAGGCUUCUAGCCAAACAGCUCCUGAAGGAUGGAAAGAAGGAGAGAGCUAUUCUAUUGCUCAAGAAGAAGCGCUAUCAGGACCAGCUUUUGGACAAGACUGAGACCCAGAUAAGCAACAUAGAGCGUAUGGUUCAAGACCUUGAAUUCGCUCAGAUUGAAGUCACGGUCCUAGAAGGGCUGAAAGUUGGCAAUGAAUGCCUGAAGAAAAUGCAUGAGGUCCUGUCCAUUGAAGAGGUGGAGAGGAUAAUGGAGGAGACACAGGAGGCCAUACAAUAUCAGAAGCAAGUUGACGAGAUCCUUGCUGGCUCCCUGAAUCAGGAGGACGAGGAGGCUGUGCUCGCAGAGCUGGAGGCCAUCACUCAGGAUGAGGAUGUUUCACUUCCCGAGGUGCCUGCUGAGCCCCUGCCCACACUGCCUAAAGAGGAGAAGGAGAAAAAAGCAGCGGGAGUCAAGCAGGAUGGAGAGAUGCUGGCAGCGUAGUGACGCCCCACUGUCUCGAAGAACGGUUUGAUCACACAUAAUCAGCCUCACAUGUCACUUCUUCUUCUCUUUGAUCUGAGCAUUAGUGGAGCACAAGUACACUUUUUUCCCUUCUUUAUUUAUUUUUUUGUCCAUUGUUUAUGAAGCUUCAUUUGUCUUGAAGGUACAUCAGCACCAAUUUUAACUAUUUUAAUUUGAUGAUAAGAGAAAUGUUGGAUUUAUGUUGAAUGAAGGAUGGAUUCGAAGAAUGUUUUUUUUGUUUGUACCCAAAUGAUAAGGUUGAAAUGUCAGAUUUGGUUCAGUUUUAUGUUGACUUAUAUUUGACAGCAACAUCUGUUGCUUUUAGUUGCAAAGAAUUUGAAAUAUAUUUAUACAUCUCUGGAAAAAAAUAAGAGAGCACCUCAGUUUCUGAAUCAGUUUCUCUGAUUUUGCUAUUUAUAGUUUCAGAAAUGGCUGAAAUAACAAAAAAUGCAAAGCUUUCAGACCUUAAAUAAUGCUAAGAAAACAAGUUCAUAUUCAUGAAGUUUUACGAGUUCAGAAAUCAAUAUUUAGUGGAAUAACCCUGGUUUUAAUCACAGUUUUCAUGCAUAUUGGAAUGUUCUCCUCCACCAGUCUUACACACUGCUUUUGAAUAACUUUGUCACUCCUGGUGCAGAAUAUAUUCCAGAGGUUUUCAAUUUGGUAAAAUCAAGGAAAAACAUCAUCAUUAAGUGGUCUCUUAUUUGUUUCCAGAGCUGUAUAUGUUUUUAGGCAGCUUUGACCCUGUUUACACCUGGUUACUAUGUGAGCAGUAUAUCUGGAUUGUAUUCUGAUAAGAUUUUAACUGCUAGCAUUUGCACUUCACCCACUCCACUGUCAGCAAAUCUUUAUCUUUUAUUCAAAAAAAGAAUGUGUGUUAAGUUUCUGUUUUUACUGUAAUUCCCUUUUUUGAAAUAACCAUAUAUCGACCAUUAUUCUUUUUUAUUGCACUUAUUUUUUUACAUGAAAACAAAAUCUAAACAUGGUAAAGAAAAUUAAUUUUUUUUUGUAAUAGCAUUUUCUUUGAAUAGCGAAAUGCUUUCACACCUGCCUUGUUUGGUCUAGACCUUCAGAUUUUAAGUUUUGGUCUUAACCAAAGUAGCAGGUGUUAAAGGGGCCGUGAACCAUGGUCCGGGAUAAAAGAUCAGAGUUUGGUCCGACCAAAAGAGGUGUUCUCCAUCUGGUUUGCCUGCUUUGUGAAACAUUUUUCUAGACGGUACAGACUUUUAGACGAAUCACAGGAAGUUGAUUCAAUCUUUAAACAAACCAGAAGAAAACAUAAUUUUUGUUUCAGUGCAUUUUUAUUUAAAUAUGUAGUAAUAAUAUGUAGUUUGGCAAGAUAAAGAUAAUCCUAAUCCAGAUCUUCGAAAUACAUGAAGUGAUCAGGGUCGUUGACAGUAUUGGACCCCUGGAAAUGUAUUUUUAUUGUUGUAGACUGCAAGUAUUUGCACAAUAUGAUUUCUGCUGAUGUAAAAGAUUAUUUAUUACGUUUCUUAGCAUAAUAUAUUUUAAAGAUAAUGUCAGAUGAAAAAAAGAAACAUCUGACCUUUUCUUUUCUGCUUUGUACAUCCAUAUCAGUGUUGAUGAGGAAAGGAUUUGCUCUUCAGUAUUGUGCUGUAAUAGCAUGACCACCAGGGGGAUCUUUAUCAGCUUUAGAGCCCCUAGUGGAUACCUGCACUGGUCCCUGGGUAUGACUGACAGUUCUGAUGAAAUAUCUGGAAAUGAAGUGGAUAUACAUGGAAAUAUAGUGUGGAAAUAUUGUAAUCCACAUGAGAAUGUUUUUUUUUUUUUUUUUUUUUUCUUUUUUUCAUUUUAAAGUAAAUGUGUGCAGAUCAGUUUUACAGCAUUGCUCAGUAUGUACUGUAUAAAUGACCAAGUUUUAUUUAUGAAUGGGGAGCAGAAGGUGGGGAGGGGAGGGGGUGGCGUUAUAAAACUUCAAGCAUCUUACACCAUACUCAAUUUGUACUGUAAUUCUGAAAUAAUUUAUUUAUAAAUGACUCAGUUCUCUCUUGUAACAGGUAACAAGUACCUGACUUUGCUGUGCUGUAUAGACACUUUUGGUAUGUUGUGUAAUUCUCUGCUCUCGUUAAUAAAGCGUGCAGUUUUGA
This is a messenger RNA of Astyanax mexicanus (Mexican tetra), 2959 nucleotides long. It is a transcript of the gene chmp6a, whose product is annotated as charged multivesicular body protein 6a. Lineage: Eukaryota; Metazoa; Chordata; Actinopteri; Characiformes; Acestrorhamphidae. Gene Ontology annotation, biological process: late endosome to vacuole transport via multivesicular body sorting pathway; vesicle budding from membrane. The coding region runs from base 219 to 833 and encodes 204 amino acids. The transcript is spliced from 8 exons. Gene Ontology annotation, cellular component: multivesicular body; ESCRT III complex. The record is from RefSeq and is a predicted model, not a curated record.